Vitis vinifera (wine grape) is the source of this 1294-nucleotide messenger RNA. RefSeq names its product membrane-anchored ubiquitin-fold protein 3. NCBI's taxonomy places the organism in Eukaryota, Viridiplantae, Streptophyta, Magnoliopsida, Vitales, Vitaceae. The record is from RefSeq and is a predicted model, not a curated record. Gene Ontology annotation, molecular function: protein binding. The transcript is spliced from 5 exons. Bases 531 to 890 code for a protein of 119 amino acids.
AAAAAAAAGGAAAGAAAGAGAAAGAAAAAGAAAAAGAAAAAGGUAAAGAAAAAUUCAUCCAAAUUCCGAGAAAUGAUCCAACGAAAGAAAAUAAGAAGAAAUAACCGAGAAACAGACAAAGGAGCGCUCUCUCUCUUUGUGGUCUCCAAACACCGAAACGGAUGCCCAAACCCUAACCGCAUUGAAUAGGUCCUCCGUGAGCUAUGAUCUGUCGUUAAUGGAGUCUUGAUCAGAAACAUCUGUUUGAGCGGUUGGUCAGAGAAGCUAUUGGAUCAUAUGAAGUGCUUACUGGAUCCGAUUCCUUCUCUAUUUGUUGAUUCAAGUGUACUGUUGUCUUAUGUUUUUGCACAAAACAAGCUUUUUGGCAGAUUUAGUGAGUUUCUCGGAAACCGGACCGAGCUAGGUGGAAUCUUGGCCUUAGGGAGUCCUGGGGAUUCUUCUGCCGUUGAUUAGGUGAGGGGUGAAUUCCUCUUAAGUGGAGUGGUCUUGCAUUGGAUUAGCAAGCUUGGCGUUGAAGAGGGAAGGCUAUUAUGGCUGAAGGAGAGGAGCAUAUCGAGCUUAAAUUUCGCAUUUAUGAUGGAACAGAUAUAGGUCAUCGCACCUAUGCUUCAUCCACUACUGUCGCAACUCUCAAGCAAAGACUGGUUGCUGAAUGGCCCCCAGACAAAACAGUCAUACCUAAGUCGGUUAAUGAUAUGAAGCUCAUACACGCUGGAAAAGUUUUGGAGAAUAGCAAAACACUUGCUGAAUCUAGAAUAACCUUUGGCGAUCUUCCUAGUGGUGUCAUUACAAUGCAUGUGGUAGUGCAGCCUCCUGUAGCUAAAAAGAAGACAGACAAGAACCAGGACGAGAUGCCAAAGCAGAAUUCGUGCUCAUGUAUCAUCCUUUAAAAAUGGGAAGCAUGGUUUGUAGUUGCAAUUACAAACAUGAUCACCUCUUCACAUUUUUUUGUUCUUCCAUUAUGAUGUUAGUGUAAUGUAAGAUCUUAUAUACAGUUUAGUGGGUUGCCCUUUUCCCUUGUAAUUGCUUCUGCUGUUGUUCGUGCUGUCAUCUUUCUCAUGUAAGUGAAAUCAGAAUUUAUUCCAUGAAUAAUCUCUGAAUUUUAUGGGAAGGUUGUGUAUGUGUUUCCAAGAGAGAGAGAGAGAGGGGCAGUGCUCAUUUGUAUGCUGAGUCAUGUACUUAACAUCUGUGGAACUCAUAAAAGACAUGGCAUUUCAGCUCCUUCAGACAUUUGGAACAUUAUAAUUCUACACCUUUUUGUUUUAUAUACCAAAUACACCAACAUUUUGGUCCU